Antrostomus carolinensis (chuck-will's-widow) is the source of this 1676-nucleotide messenger RNA. RefSeq names its product schlafen family member 11. NCBI's taxonomy places the organism in Eukaryota, Metazoa, Chordata, Aves, Caprimulgiformes, Caprimulgidae. The transcript is spliced from 3 exons. The annotation marks the transcript as partial. The record is from RefSeq and is a predicted model, not a curated record.
AUAUUUCAGAUCUGGCUGAUAAAUUUGAGAAUGAGCUCAGCUUGGCAAAUGGUCCUCCUCUUGUUAAGCCAGUUUAUUCAAAAGCUGGUCUCCCAUGUGUGUCUGAACUCCAAGAAUACCUUUACCCAGUGGGUUCUAAUCAAAUCAAAUGGAAGCCAGAAACCAUCUGCACUGACCUGUUCUCAGAGUAUCCUGGAUUAAAGGAUUUAAUGGAAAGACAAAUCCAUCCGCUUAAAAAGGGGGUACUGAUAUUUUCAAGGAGUUGGGCUGUUGACAUUGGAUUGUGGGGAAAAAAGGAUGUUGUGUGUGAUGUUCUCUUGGUAGCUGAAAAUGCGUAUCCAGUAUUGUACACUGUAGUCAAGGACGCCUCUUCUGCUGAGUCGGAAAACUUGAGAGAAACUGCUUUUGUAUUAAAGCAGAAACUAGUCAAUGAUGGUGGAUAUGCUUCAAAACUCUGUGUGAUUCCCCAAAUACUGCACCUGAAUGGCACAAAGAACUGGAUGGAAUCUGCAGAAGAUGAUGUUCCUCAGCAACAAAACCAAGAAAACCUGUGUGAUUACACCAGCUUGUACCCAGCCGAUUACAUCCUCACCUCCAGGGACAUCCCCGCGUUCCUGCGUGCACUUGUGAUUGUUGUGCUUCGCUUUAAGUCCUACUUAAGUGACCAUCUCGGCUAUACGAUUUUCAACCUUCUCACUUACAAACAGUAUGAGCUGCUCUCCAAGAACCUGCACAAAGUUAAGAAGCAGUUUGUCCUUGGUCUUCCUGGAACGGGGAAAACGAUUGUGGCUUUGAAGAUCAUUGAGAAAAUAAGAAACAUUUUUCACUGUUCUGCAAAAGAGAUACUCUACAUUUGUGAAAAUAAACCCUUGAAGGAGUUUGUAGGAGAUGAGAUCUGCCAGUCUGUGACACGUGUUGCCUUCUUAAAAGGGAACUUCCCAGAAGUGAAACACAUUGUGGUUGAUGAAGCUCAGAAUUUUCGUCCUGAAGAAAACUGGUACCAAUGUGCCUGGGAGCUAGUCAAGGGAAAAAAUGGCAAUUUAUGGGUCUUCAUGGAUUUCUUCCAGUCCAGUCACCUGUAUGGUUGUGGUCUUAAUUUUUCAGAACUAUAUCCUCAGGAGUGGUUGACCGAAGUGGUCCGUAAUGCCAAGCAAAUAUACAAUAUCAUGUUUAAUCUCAUGGAGCAAAUCCUCCAAGAACGUAAAACAGAUAUGCCAUAUGAGGUGCUGGAAUUGUUGUUCAAACAGGCUGAAUGUGCCCAUUCUUUCUCAGGUGACUGUAUAAUAAAAAAAAAUAUGGGAAUAUUUGAAAUGGCAGAGUACGUGACCAGGCAGUGCAAUGGCUACAUCCAGCAAGGCCAUCCUGUCAGCGAUAUUGCAAUCCUGUGCAACACACAGCAAGAUGCCCAGCACUUCAGAAACGUACUGGAACUUGAGCUAGGAAGACAAACAAGGAAAUGCCAGGUGAGGUUGGUCUUGGGGCAAGCGGAGAAUGUUUUAGACAACGUCAUUGUUCUUGACAGCAUCCGACGCUUCUCAGGCCUAGAAAGGAGGAUUGUGUUUGGCAUCCACCCUGUGCCCUCACAAGAGGAGUUAUCUCUCCAUCUUUUGCUCUGCCUGGCAUCCAGAGCCAACACCAAACUCCAUGUGCUGUAUCACACAGAAAAGACGUUCUGA